UCGCCGCCGCGCGCUCACAACGCGUUCGGUUCUCGCGGGCAUCGGUCGAUUCAUCCAAACACACGCCACUCUGUGAAAAUCGUUCGCGAACCUGUCUUUCUCUUUCGCCGAUUAAAAAGGAAAAUCUCACCGCGUUCGCCAUCGUCGAUUUUCCAAACGAAGAGGCGAUUCGUUUCGAGUUCACCGACGAAUCUCUCGCGUUUUCAGUGCGCGACGUGCCGUUUGCAACAAUUUUGUGCCGUGAGAGACAACGAAUGGUUGCACUUGCUUAUAAACAAGACGAAAGUGUUGUGAAUACUAGGAAAUAGCUGAACGUGACAAAAUAACAAUUGAAGUAUUAAAACGUAAAUUCGAACAAGGCAUCCAGAGAGAAGAAGAGCUAACAUCGAAGAGGAAACGGACAAUUUGAUCGACCAGUUGUGAACAAUUUGUUUAAAAGUGAGACGAAAACUCGGGUUUAGCGAGGGUUAUUAAAUGUUCCCUUGGGACAAGGAUGAAGAAAGUCUCGAACGAACCGAGUGUUCGAUUUAAUUCUACCUGAGCCGGUUUUAAUCAGUGAAGAAGUUGAGCGAAGAAGGGAUAAAGAUUAACAUCGAGGCACAGAUACGAAUCACACGGGCUCUCCAACAAAUAACAAUCAGAAAAGUCCUUCGAACGAACACGUUGGAGGAAGAACUUGGAGAAUAGAGGGAUUGAUGAAUCGUCUUCGGAAAGAAUUUCCAAGACGAUGCCCGAGGAAUUGAAUUACUGCUCCGAAUGAAAAUGAAAAAUAGAACAGUUGUAGAACAGAGUCGUAAUAGUUCACGGUUAAAAGAAUAAAACAGUACUGCAAAAUAGUCUGGACACGAUUAAAACAGAAAGAAAAGAAAAAUAUUGAGGAUGCACGAUAGGAAGGUUAAUUGAAAGAGCUGACUAAAUUACUUGGAGAAGUGUUCGAAAACCGUGUUACUACUCGACUUCAGUGACACGCUUGUCCAAUUCACGGAGACGAAGCGACAGAAAAGAACGUUAAUUAAUCAUCUUUCAAGGAGGAACCGUGAACUUGAAGUGUCGCGCGGUUAUUAAGACGACGAGAUCGUUAAGCUUCGAGAAAGUCUCAGACUACUUGGAAACAAUUUAUUACCAGCAAUUAUUACUGCAUAUAUCGGGCAAAGUGAACUUCAGCGGAAAUAAUUACUAAUUGACUUUAUGUUAAUUCUACCGUAAAUUUGAGACGAUAAAUUGAUUCUCCAGGCGAAGGGAAAAAAUUGUUAAAGUAUCUCUGAAAUUUAUGGUAGAAGCUCGAUGAAAGAUCGUCGUCAGUCUAGACAACAUGAGUCGAGAAACUAUAACAUAACAACCGUAACAACCAUAAAUUACUCUGUGCCACAAAAUUCUGUCUGGAAAUUGAAAGUCUCUUGAUAUUAAUUCGUCCUCGUAACGAACUACAAUUCAUCAUACUAAUCAAAAUCAUACACACACACAAAAAAAAAGAACGAAUCGUAGACAAAUCACACAAAAUUUGCACGAAUCGACAAACGACUCGGCGAAAGAUCGACGAACUUUGUUAUUUAUGCAUCGUCGUUGAAAUUUCGAAUCGAUCCUGAGGAGAGAAAAAUUGACGCUUUUAAUCGUUUAAAAAUAAUUGUCUCGCGCAAAGUAAAUGGGUUGAUCGAUGCUAGUUCCAUUAAUAGCGUCGGACUCAUGAGAAUAGGCAAACCGUUCACACGUGCAAAUAUUUUUCAGGCGUGCGUUUACAAUUGGUUGGAUAAUCAAACGCGCGUGUCGUUCGCGUUUAAUCGCCGUCGGUGAUAUUAAUGACGUGCAACCAAGAUUCGAGCGAUCAUUUUACAGAACAGCGGAUCGAAAUCUACUGCGACGCACAUCCGUGGGCAACGAUUACACUAACCGAUCCGCGUACAAUCAGAUCUGGAUCGAACUCAAUUACACCGACGCGAUUCAGUUUUUCCGAUUCGAUCGAUCGAACGAACUGAAUGGGCUGUUGAAUCUCUAGAUUGAAGUGAACGCGCGAUUAAUCGAACACCUGCUGCGGGGCGCAUCGUUCUCGAAUGUUUCAGUCGGCAGAUAUUCGAACAAGUGUGAUUUAAAAACCGUAAGAUUCGAACGUACGGAAAGAUUCGGAGGGAAUUUUAGAGAAUUUGGGGAAUUUGAAAUUGAAGAAGAAGAGAUUUUGAAAUUGAAAUUUACAGAGAUUUUAUUAUACAGAGAUUGAACAAAUUUCACGGCGAGAAUUCGAGGGAAACGAGUUGAAGAUUGAAUCGAAGAACGUUGAUGAUUCGAGGAACCAAAUACGUGAAAAUUCGCAGGGAUUGAGACUGAACAGAGUAAAUCAAACUAGAAGCGAAUAAAUCAAGCUCCGUCUGACUGUCAAAAGUCAGAUUAAAAAGAACUUACGACGAGAAGUAGAAAACAAAUCGCCCAAGUUUGACUGGAGGAGUCGUAGAAAUUUGCAAAGAUCGAAACUGACGAAGAUUGUUAAAAAAAAUUUACGACAAGAAUUGGAAAACGAGUCGUCGAAGAAGUUGAAGAUUAGAAUUGAUUCGACACGAACGUUGAUGAUACGAGGAACGAAAUACGUGAAAAUUCGCAGGGAUUGAGACUGAACAGAGUAAAUUAAACUUAAUAAAAGUAAAAGUGAUUAAAAAGAACUUACGACGAGAAUUAGAAAACAAAUCGCCGAAGUUUGACUCGAGGAAUCGUGGAAAUUUGCAAGAAUCGAAACUGACGAAGAUUGUUGAAAAAAAUUUACGACGAGAAUCGAAAAACGUGUCGUCCAAGUUCAGGAUUGGAACCAAAUGCGUGAAAAUUCCGAAAAGUCGAAACUGAAGAUACUAUUUUUAAAUUGAAACAGAAGCAAAUAAGUCACGUCGAGCACUGACCUGUCAAAAAUUAUCGCGAGAUCGACAGAUCCAGCUGUACGAACACCUCGAGCCGGAAGUGCCGCGCGAAAAUGGCCUCUCACCGUGACGACACGUGGAUCUUCGCGCAGGGUUGACGAUUUUCUAUUAAUACGUCCGUGCUCGAGACCAACGACAUAUUCCAUUCGCCCGUGAAGAUCCACACAGUGGCCAGCCAUGUCCCGAUCCAGCAUCGAAUCUAUUUUCGAACCGUCGAAUCGAUUCAAACGCUUUCAAACUGGACGAAUAAACGACCAAUAAACGUGUUUUUUUUUUUUUGCCCUUGGGUACGUCCACGAGAAUUUUUAAAGGCAACUGCUACGAGCUGGCGAGUUUAAAUGGAGGGAAAAGGAGGUGAAGCAUUGCUCGAUGAUCGCUUGAUACGUGGAUCAAUAACGGGGACACGAAGACGUGUCUGAUCGAGCGGUCUUGGCUCGCCCUCGACCUCGUAAAUUGCUGGGAAUUGACUUAAUCGUCGCCGAGGGACGCUUAAAGGCGUUCGCCUUUGUCCUCGCCAGCUACCGAAAAAUGGCGGUCGUUGAACCUUUCGUUCACAUUCUCACCGGCGGACCGCGAAAAUCCUCCGAGUUUUGAAAGUCGAACUGGAAAUUUUUCGCAAAAGAUUCCCUUCUUCCGUGGAUUGCAGUCAGCGAGGAUGGCUCGGAUUUGAACGGUAGGAAUUUUCCUUUUUUCGUAAAAUUGGAAGUGCCGUUGAAGAUUUGUCUGAUAAAGUGAAUCGAGGGUAUCGAGGUUGACUCCGAACUGGAUUUUUUUCCCCGCAAAAUGUGUAGAGACAUCGUUGACGUUGAGAUUAGUUCCAAACUGCUGGGAACUGUAGUAAAACGUAAAUUUUACGAAAUUUUACGAAACGUGUAAAGUCCAAAUACAUCAGGCGGAAAGAAAUACUGUCGUCAUCGUUGUCGAAGACUUGUCGAAAGCAGAGGACCGUAAAUAUUAUCAGAACUCGAAGUUUCCUUCGCGAAAUGUAACACAUCACAAGCGAAACGUCGUCGCUGUCUGAAAGAAAAGAGAAGCUUGUUUAAAGAAGCAGAAGAGAAAAAACAUAUGCAAAUACUUAUCGCUAACGUUAAAAAACACUUCUGAACUAGUCAGUCGGGUCGUUACGCGGCUGCGUGAUCGAUCGUGAAGGAAGAUGAUCUCGUCGAACGAGUCGAUCGAUUCGGGAGUUGGCAUGAGGUUGAGCGGAAGUCGUGGGGAUUCACUGGCGUCUGACGUCAUAUGGGAGAAUUACACGAAUCCUAUCGUCGCGUUCCUGCAGCAGGAGGACUCGUCGACCAGGCGUGACCCUUUGUACAUCGUUUUGCCGAUCACGGUGAUCUACGCGGUGAUCUUUCUCACUGGCCUGGUGGGCAACGUCUCCACGUGCGUGGUGAUCGCGCGUAACAAGUCGAUGCACACGGCGACCAACUACUAUCUGUUCAGCCUGGCCGUUUCUGAUUUACUGCUGCUGAUAUCCGGCCUGCCGCCGGAGAUGUACUACAUCUGGUCCCAUUUCCCGUACGUGUUCGGCGAGGCGUUCUGCAUUAUUCAGAGCUUCGCCGCGGAGACGUCCGCAAACGCCACGGUACUCACCAUCACCGCCUUCACCGUCGAAAGGUACGUGGCGAUCUGUCAUCCGUUCAUCUCGCACACAAUGUCGAAGCUGUCCAGAGCGGUGAAAUUCGUCAUAGUGAUUUGGCUGCUGGCGCUGUGCCUGGCGGUGCCGCAGGCGAUCCAGUUCGGCGUGGUUUACGAGUAUAGCAACGGCUCGGCGAUCCUCGACAGCGCCCGAUGCGCGAUGAAAUGGACGCUGAUCGAGCACGCGUUCGAGAUAUCCACCAUGCUGUUCUUCGUGCUGCCGAUGACCAUCAUCAUCGUCCUCUACAUACUGAUCGCCAUCAAGCUGAGACGGUCCAGACUGUUGACAGCGACGGUGAAGAGGAAGAACCUGCCGGCUGGGCCGAAUCACUGCGACACCGGCAGAGGGAAGAGCGCCGCGCAGAGGAACGUCAUUCGGAUGCUGGUCGCAGUGGUGGUGGCGUUCUUCAUCUGUUGGGCACCGUUCCACGCCCAGAGACUGUUGGCUGUCUACGCGCAGAGUACCAACGCUAAACCGGAAGACGCGUUAGUGAUAGUCUACACCAUCCUCACGUACAUGUCCGGGGUGUUUUAUUACCUGUCCACGACGGUGAAUCCGCUGCUCUACAACAUCAUGUCCAACAAAUUUAGGGAGGCUUUCAAGUCGAUGCUGUCGAAUCACUGCGGCCGGAAGUGGUCCUCGCGGAAGUCAGUGCCAAGACAGCCGACCUACAGCAGCCUCUCGCGGUACGCGAGGUCCACGCUUAGGCAGACGGAUGAUCGCCAGAAUUCGCCGUCAGUGUCCGUCAGCGAGGACAACCAAAAGCUGAGGAUGACAAACACCACCGAGCUGAACGGAUUGAACGAUCGAAAGGAGCAGGAUCGGCCUGGCUCGACGACGAAUCGUCGUGAGUUUGGACGAAGCGUGUCGAGGGGAUCGAACUCCAGCCAGUUCACGCUGAUGUCGUCCGUUAGCAGGAGUUUCAACGAAGGAAACAACAACGUGACCGCGACUUACGUUCAAAAAUCACCGCGGACUGUUACGCUCGAGAUACUUGCCGAGAGACUGAGACUGGGAACCAAAGAGCUAUUUUCGUCGCAACAGAAGACGGCAGUUCGCGCAACUUCGAAACCGGAAACGACGACGGUCUUGCCACCCCGGUUCCAAAGUCAUCCGAGUAUCGACAGUGCAAACACAAUCAGUAACUCCAGUUUGCAGGACUACGAUGAAACGGAGUUCAGCGGGAUGGAACUGGCACGGUACAUGGGCGAAUUGAACUGUGACUUGAUCGCUUAACGCUCGUUCCCGGGUUAGAAACGUGUCCCUUCGUCGAACAAACGUGCCAUAAUGUACUUAACGAGCCGACGUGUGAGAAAAUUGACGUGCCACCGAAAGAGAAAGGAUUUGAACAAAUGACGCCUGUCCUUCGAGAAGAAGUAUGUUUGUAAAUUAUACGUUGUAAGUAAUGUUAGAAAAGUUUCCAGUGUAUUGAGAAAAAUCUACGAUCACCAAGAUUUUAACAUUCAAAUAAACACCAAUUCUGUUGUAUACUUA
Frieseomelitta varia is the source of this 6030-nucleotide messenger RNA. Its product is annotated as pyrokinin-1 receptor-like. Gene Ontology annotation, cellular component: plasma membrane. Gene Ontology annotation, molecular function: neuromedin U receptor activity. Gene Ontology annotation, biological process: neuropeptide signaling pathway. NCBI's taxonomy places the organism in Eukaryota, Metazoa, Arthropoda, Insecta, Hymenoptera, Apidae. The transcript is spliced from 6 exons. The record is from RefSeq and is a predicted model, not a curated record. Bases 4051 to 5772 code for a protein of 573 amino acids.